UUUUCAUUUGGUUGUAACUUCUGUUUUCUGUACCAAGACUUUUUUUUGCUUUGGUUCAGGAAGGUUUGGCUUUGCUCUUGGGAACUGGUGUGGUAGCCACUGUAAGGGCAUCUCCUGAUGGCUGUUUGCUCGGAGAACUGAGCCGACGUUGUGGCUCUCUGUGAGUCACGUCACGCUGGGUUACGUUCUGGAUGACUUUGGGUACGAUGUUACCAGACUCUGGGACUUUUGUAGUCUCACAGAAAAUGUAGACGUUUUCGUGACAGCAGGAAAUCGGCCUGUUAGGUUCGGGGCAAGUUUUGAACCCCUCUCCUGUGGCUGCGUUCACAGGCCAGCUCGGUGUCAGCGCCUUUGCAGACUUGUCCCUUAGCGCCGCUCGGGGCCAGUUUGAGACCUGGGCGAUGGUCUAGCCUCAGGACAGCUCUCUCUGGUUUGCCGUGUGGGGUCAGGUCCACACGGGGACUGUCCUGGGACGACCUAGGUGUGGGGCCAGUUUGAGACCUGGGCGAUGGUCUAGCCUCAGGACAGCUCUCUCUGGUUUGCCAUGUGGGGUCAGGUCCACACGGGACCGUCCUGGGACAACCUAGCUGUUCACACACAGCGUGCGGCCCCGUCCACACCCUCCUCUCACCACCUCCCCGCACUCGGGCUCCGGCCCCUUUCAGGUCCCUUCUGUGCCGUGGCACUCGGGACAGAGCCUACCCCGGGACGAGCGUGGAGGAUGGGGAACGAGAACAACAGGGACCCCUGUGCUCUUGGGGCCACCGUUCUUCCAGUCAGGAGGAAGGCCCCCGCCCCCCGAGCAUUAGGUGCCUCUGGGCGCUGCCACCAUCACGGGGUGUCCGCAGGCCUCACUGCGGGCAGAGCCAGCAACGACAGCGCAAUAAUGGAAGGAACCAAGGCGUCUGCCCUCGCCGUCUGCUGUUUAUGGGUUUCCUGUCGCUUUCCCCGGACCAGAGAGAAGACUUCUCUGGGAGUGCUUUCUCCCUGCGCCUGGACGCAGGCCUGGGGAGUGACGCUGCUGGUCCCGGGCGGCCCCCCCAGCUGCGCCAUGGCCACUCCAGAUGUGAGCGUGCACAUGGAGGAGGUGGUGGUCGUGACAACCCCGGACACUGCGGGCGAUGGCAGUAACGUGGAGGGGGUGAAGACGGUGCUGGUGACGACCAACUUGGCUCCUCACGGGGGCGACCUGGCGGAAGACAGCAUGGAGACGGAAAAUGCCGCAGCCGCCGCUGCCGCCGCCUUCACAGCCUCCUCCCAGCUCAAGGAAGCCGUGUUAGUGAAGAUGGCUGAAGAGGGGGAGAACCUGGAGGCUGAGAUCGUGUACCCCAUCACCUGCGGGGACAGCAGAGCCAACCUCAUCUGGAGAAAGUUUGUGUGUCCUGGUAUCAACGUGAAGUGCGUGCAGUACGACGAGCACGUGAUCAGCCCGAAGGAGUUUGUGCACCUGGCAGGGAAGUCCACCCUAAAGGACUGGAAGAGAGCCAUCCGCAUGAACGGCAUCAUGCUCAGGAAGAUCAUGGACUCCGGGGAGCUGGACUUCUACCAGCAUGACAAGGUCUGCUCCAACACCUGCCGCAGCACCAAGAUCGACCUCUCGGGAGCCCGCGUGUCCCUGAGCAGCCCGGCCUCUGCCGAGUACAUCCCGCUCACGCCCGCGGCGGCCGACGUGAACGGGUCUCCUGCGACCAUCACCAUUGAGACAUGUGAGGACCCUGGCGACUGGACGGCGGCCAUUGGAGAUGACACGUUUGCCUUCUGGCGGGGCCUGAAGGAUGCUGGGCUGCUGGACGAGGUCGUGCAGGAGUUCCACCAGGAGCUGACAGAGACCAUGAGGGGCCUGCAGCGGCGGGUCCAGGACCCCCCCCUGCAGCUCCGAGACGCCGUGCUGCUCAACAACAUUGUGCAGAACUUUGGCAUGCUGGACCUGGUGAAGAAGGUGCUGGCCAGCCACAAGUGCCAGAUGGACCGCUCGCGGGAGCAGUACGCCCGGGACCUAGCAGCCCUGGAGCAGCAGUGUGACGAGCACCGCCGGCGCGCCAAGGAGCUCAAGCACAAGUCACAGCACCUCAGCAACGUGCUCAUGACGCUGACGCCCGUGUCCCUUCCACCCCCGGUGAAGCGGCCCCGGCUGGCACGGGCCACGUCAGGACCAGCGGCUGUGGCCUCACAGGUGCUCACCCAGUCCGCCCAGAUCGCGCUCGGCCCGGGCGUGCCCGUCUCCCCGAUCACCAGCGUGCCGCUCGGCAAAGUGGUGUCCACCCUGCCCUCCACGGUCCUGGGCAAGGGCUCCCCUCAGGCCCCUCCUGCCAGCUCGCCGGCCUCCCCGCUGCUCGGGGGCUACACGGUCCUGGCCUCCUCGGGCUCCACCUUCCCCAGCACCGUGGAGAUCCACCCGGACGCAUCCAGCCUCACGGUGCUGAGCACGGCCGCCGUGCAGGAUGGCAGCACGGUGUUCAAGGUGGUCAGCCCGCUGCAGCUGCUCACCCUGCCCGGCCUGGGCCCCGCCCUGCAGAAUGUGGCCCAGGCGUCGCCUGGGGGCAGCACGAUUGUGACAGUGCCUGCGGGGGCUGCCCCGGGGCCUGAGGAGCACACGGCCACCAUCGAGGUGGCCACCAUGGCAGAGGACCACGAGCAGAAGUAGCCGGUGGGAGGUGAGGCCCCUGAGGCGGACAGGGCUGGCUGCCUUUCCGCAGCUGCAGGCCGGAGCACGGCGAGGCCGCAGGGCUGGCGUGGGCAGGCGGGUCGCGUGGGCUGCUGAACCAAAGAGAGGAAUCGCCAAAACCAAUCAAGAGAAGAGAGAAAGGGACGAUGACAACAACCUGGAAAAUCGGUCUUCAAGUUCCAAACUUUCUCCCCCUUUUUUCUUGGGAAAUAUAUUUUUCCAUCUGUUGCUUAUUAAUACUGUUUACACGUUGGGCCGUGGUCAGGAGCCAGGUGGAUGAGGACAGGAGGCGGCCUGGGUGCUGCGGGUGUAGGGAGCAGCGGGGGCCGUGGUGCCGAGACCCUGCAGGCGCUGGAGGUGCCGCAGCCCCCGCGCACUCCGGUCGCUGCACCUGCAGGCCCUCGGGACCGAAAAUGCCGGCAACAUUACUACACAUGUCUUGGGAAGCUCACCCAAGUGUGGAAACCCGUGGAUCCUAUGGAUUUGGUUUCUUCCCACAGUUUUCUGUAGGUUUAGUGUGGCUCGUGCCCCGUCCUGCCCACGUGGGGCCCUUGCCGGAGCCUCGGUGCAGGUCCCGGCGGGCUCCGACCUCCCCGCCCUGGCAGGUGCUUAGGUGGCUGAGGGGCCGCAGAGACGAGGCGUGGGCCACACGCCGCUGCACGUGUGCUGCAGGUGUUUUUAAGUGAAUCGCUUAGUAGGCUUCUAGGAAGAGUCAAAUUUAUAGCAUUUUCAACCAAAACGAUGCUGAGUGCCUCGGCUUCCCAGGUCGGCUCCGAGGGUGGGCCCAGAACCUGUGUGUUCACCUGGCCAGGUGCGGAGUCCUAGGUAUGGCCCCUUCCCGAGACGCCCCUGCUAGGUGUGAGAUCUGUGGGUGUGUCCCUAAGGCUCGGUCCUGGGGUGGAGGCGUGAGUAGGAGAGGCGCAUGGAUGGUUUGUCGAGGUUCCCCUUUGGCGCUCAGGAGGCUCAGUGUGGCCCCUGCGUGCCCCCUGCCAGUGGGGCCACCAUGACGGCCCCCAGACCCAGGCCCCCUGGGAGUCCCCUGGCUGAUACCCGGUGGUCCUGGUCCAAGGGAGAGCCCAGGGCAGGCUGGUGGGUGCCGGCUGGGGAAGGUGCAGCCCAGACGCGCCUUGCAGGGCCGUGCGCGGGCUGCCUGCAGUCUGGCUUGGUCUGAGGACAACCACGCAGGGGGCCACCCUCCAGGCCAGAGCCUCUGGGGCCAGAUGUCUCAGGGGCAGCAAGCCCCGCCUCCUGCUGCCUCCUGCAGGGGGCGUCCUCAACAGUCCUGGGUGCCCGGCAGUGGGAGGGAGCCCUGUCCCACUCUGCGGCUCUGGAGGGAACCAGCUGCCCACCCAUGCGUCCCUGGGGUGCCCUGGGCCCCACCUCAGCGCUGUUGUGACGGGACCUGGCCUGCUCCCCACCCCUUGUCAAGCUACUGAGUUUCUGUCUGUCUUGUUUUCUUUCUGUUACGUUUCUGUUUGCUGUUGUCACGAGUCAGCUGGUUUCGGCACAAUGGUUACUGGUUUGUGUACAUACACCUUUUUAAACCCAUUUUCACUCGAGUGUGGGUCCUGUCACAUGCGUCAGCAGGGCCCUGUGCCCACCCACCAGCUCGGCCGCAUGACGGACGCAGCUCUGUGGCCUGAGAGCCUGGGACCUUCUAGUGGCUUCCCUCUGUCCGGGUCGCACGUGCGUCUGCCCUCACGGCCGGCCGCUUGCUCAGUCGAACUUGAAGGGGCUGUGGGUCAGUUCUUUCUGCCCGUUGAAGAGCAAGGGGGACCUGUUCUGCCCCCACCCCCGGGCUGGGGGGCCCUUCCCAGUGCUCCGUGAAGCCACUUGCAGCCGGUGGCUGCUCCUGCGGCUGUUCCCGGCAGGGGCUCCAAGCCCAGUGUGGGGAAGGCCCAUCCUCAGGGCAACCACACGUGCUGCAGGGAGGAGGUUGGUGGCACCGUCCCCGUCCCCAGCGCAUGCCCCCUGCGCCCUGCAGGGUCCCAGGACCUCCUGGUCCUGCCCCUCAGGGUCCGACCAGGACCUAGAAGGGAAGAGCCUCUUGACCACCUACAAACGCGGGUUUUGUGGCUGCCUCUGGCCUGGUUUUCUGCGGAGGCAGGACUGGUGUGUUUCUGCAGGGAGAGUGGGGACCUCCUCUCUGUGUGUGCCCAGAGGCACCCGGGGAAGGGCCGUGUUUGAAUUCUGCUUUGUAUGUUCUUUUGCAAGUAUCUGCUUGGUACUUUGAUUUAAAAUAAAAACAUUUUUCUUA
Molecule: messenger RNA, 4922 nt
Organism: Lemur catta (Ring-tailed lemur)
Lineage: Eukaryota; Metazoa; Chordata; Mammalia; Primates; Lemuridae
Gene: GMEB2
Product: glucocorticoid modulatory element binding protein 2
Exons: 10
Coding region: 545-2644 (699 amino acids)
Biological process (GO): positive regulation of transcription by RNA polymerase II
Cellular component (GO): nucleus
Molecular function (GO): DNA-binding transcription activator activity, RNA polymerase II-specific; RNA polymerase II cis-regulatory region sequence-specific DNA binding
Source: RefSeq, a predicted model, not a curated record